AUGGGUGACUUAAUAGUGAGGUGGUGAAAUUGAAACAGUGAUCAUAAAUGGAAGAAGAGGGUGAGAAAGAGAAAAAACUGGGAGAAGGACCUCAAAUCUCAAGGAUGAAGCCAGUGACAGAAGGUGCGUAUGGUGGUGGAAUGUACGGUACAGAAAAAGGGCAACUAGAAAAACAAAGAAAAGCACCAGCAAGUGAGAGCCAGAGUGCUGAUGGGCCUGUUGAUAAGGACGCUAUCAAAAAGCCCACGCAUAAUCCUCCCCCUUCUGGAGACCGUGAUAUAGAUAUUACUGGCCAGUCCUAUAUCCAGUAAUUAACGACAUCAGAAAUGUAAUGUUUUUAACAUUUUUCAUAUAGCAACAUAUAUAUGUAAAUAGGCAAUUAGUAUAAUAAUUAGGAUGUUACUUCAUCUUGUGUUUUUCUUUUCCUAUUGCUAUUACAUAUGGUUAGCUAGUGGCUGUAUUUAUCUUUUAAUUGGAUUUCUUUCUAUCAUGUUUAUUUGUUUGCGUA
This is a messenger RNA of Cicer arietinum (chickpea), 508 nucleotides long. The record is from RefSeq and is a predicted model, not a curated record. NCBI's taxonomy places the organism in Eukaryota, Viridiplantae, Streptophyta, Magnoliopsida, Fabales, Fabaceae.